This is a messenger RNA of Sphenostylis stenocarpa, 1461 nucleotides long. The record is from the annotation of a GenBank genome assembly. NCBI's taxonomy places the organism in Eukaryota, Viridiplantae, Streptophyta, Magnoliopsida, Fabales, Fabaceae.
AUGGUAGAAAAUGGUUCGAGAACAAACCUUAGCUGCCGUGGACGUUAUGAUAUUGAGGAUGACUCAAUAGAUGGGGCGCCUUUAAAAAGUGACCCUGAAUGCUUCGAUGAUGAUGGCCGUCUUAAACGAACAGGGAAUGUUUGGACUACAAGCUCCCACAUUAUAACAGCUGUGGUAGGAUCUGGGGUGCUCUCCUUAGCUUGGGCAAUAGCUCAGAUGGGUUGGAUUGCUGGUCCUGCAGUGUUGAUCUUAUUCAGCAUUGUGACUUUGUAUACUUCAUCCUUUCUAGCUGAUUGUUAUCGUACUGGUGAUCCCAUGUUCGGGAAGAGAAAUUAUACUUUCAUGGACGCAGUUAGCACCAUUCUUGGUGGGAACAGUGUUACGUUUUGUGGGAUAGUUCAAUACUUGAAUCUUUUCGGAAGUGCAAUAGGAUACACAAUUGCGGCUUCCCUUAGCAUGAUGGCAAUUAAGAGGUCUCACUGUGUCCAUUCCUCUGACGGAGAAAACCCAUGUCAUAUUUCUAGUAACCCAUAUAUGAUCGGUUUUGGGGCAAUCCAAAUUUUCUUUUCUCAAAUUCCAGAUUUUCAUAACAUGUGGUGGCUCUCAAUAGUGGCUGCAGUAAUGUCUUUCACCUAUUCCAUAAUUGGUCUCGUUCUAGGAAUCGCCAAAAUUACAGAAACGGGGACUUUCAAGGGAAGCCUCACUGGAAUAAGCAUUGGAACUGUGACAGAGGCCCAAAAAGUAUGGGGUGUUUUUCAAGCUCUUGGUAACAUAGCCUUCGCCUAUUCAUAUUCCUUCGUUCUCCUUGAAAUUCAGGAUACAAUCAAAUCUCCACCAUCCGAAGUAAAAAUAAUGAAAAAGGCUGCAAAGUUAAGUAUUGCAGUGACCACAACAUUUUAUAUGCUUUGUGGCUGCAUGGGCUAUGCUGCUUUUGGAGAUUCAGCACCUGGGAACCUGCUUGCUGGAUUUGGUUUCCAUAAACUAUAUUGGCUUAUAGAUAUUGCUAAUGCUGCUAUCGUAGUUCACCUUGUGGGAGCAUACCAAGUGUAUGCCCAACCCCUCUUUGCCUUUGUCGAGAAGGAGACAGCAAAAAGAUGGCCCAAAAUUGACCAGGGAUUCAAAAUUUCAAUUCCUGGUUUGCAGCCCUACAAUCAGAACAUAUUUAGCCUAGUCUGGAGGACAGUGUUUGUGAUCAUAACCACUGUUAUAUCAAUGUUGCUUCCAUUCUUCAACGACGUUUUGGGAGUGAUUGGAGCAUUGGGGUUUUGGCCUUUAACUGUCUACUUUCCUGUGGAGAUGUAUAUAUUGCAAAUGAAGAUUCCAAAAUGGAGCAUGAGAUGGAUUUCUCUACAAUUGUUGAGUGCGGUCUGCCUCAUUGUAUCAAUUGUGGCUGGUCUUGGCUCAGUGGUCGGUGUCUUGCUUGAUCUCAAGAAAUACAAACCAUUCAGUUCUGAUUAUUAA